AAACGUCACAAACAGGAAUGUUCUUCCAAAUUCGCACCGGACGGCGAUUCAGCUUCCCGGAUGGAAAAGGUUGUGACGGAGAAUGAUCAGCUGACUCUUGGAGAAUUAGCAAGUGUCAUGAAGGAAGUAUUGGAUGUUCUCCAGAACUCGACGAUUGCGUCGAAGAGUCGCAAGCAUAAUCGGUCUCGUUUCUGGGGGCUAUACAGACGAGUCGCAGAGGAGCUCGACGACAAGGUUCUCGACCAAUCCUCCAACGACAUGGAUAGUAUCUUGCUCUUCUCUGGUAUUUUCUCCACUGUCAGCUCAGCCUUCAUUGUCGCAAUGGAGUCUAAUCUCAGUCCCGACCCCAGCGACACCACGAAUGCCCUUUUGAAGCAACUCGUGCAGAUCGGACUCGGCAACCUCACCGCAGCAGACUCCACGCCCGCAGACCCACCAUCUCCGUGGUCACCAUCUGCAGCGGCUGUCAGGAUCCAAAUGAUUGCAUACGCGAGCUUGUCCAUGAGCUUGUUAGCAGCAUUUGGGGCCGUCCUAGGCAAGCAAUGGCUCGGGUACUACAGGUCACACAAAUAUGGUCGCGGCUCGCUAGAGGACCAAGGAAGGCGCAGACAAGAGAAAUUUGACGGCCUCGUGACAUGGCAUUUCGAUGCUGUCGUUCAGUUCUUUACCGUUUUGCUUCAGAUCUCCCUUCUUCUCUUUGAGAUCGCCCUCAGCGCCCAAAUGUGGUACGAGCAGCCGAGUAUCGCUUGUGUAAUCAUUGCCGCAAUGGUCUCCGGAUUUCUGUUCUAUCUGCUGACAGUGAG
Suillus bovinus is the source of this 803-nucleotide messenger RNA. RefSeq lists its product as uncharacterized. The annotation marks the transcript as partial. The record is from RefSeq and is a predicted model, not a curated record. The transcript is spliced from 5 exons. NCBI's taxonomy places the organism in Eukaryota, Fungi, Basidiomycota, Agaricomycetes, Boletales, Suillaceae.